UCUAUGGUGUAAAUACUCUAUUGUUUUAAACUCUUUGGAUGAACGAACGAGUGUGAGCGAGACGAACGUAUGGAGAGUGAGUGAGAGGGAAGGAAAGGGGUCAUGGCGGCAAGACGGUUAUGAGUAAGUGUGGCUCUGUAUUUUAUAAAAGAAGAAUAAACAUAUUGUUGGAAGAAACUGAUUUUCCUUGCGAAGCCCCGUCCCUACAAAUUUUGGGGGCUCGUCCGGGAUAAUUAUCUUCGCGGUGGACGGUGUACUUCGCGAGAAAAUCUCAAAAGACGUACGAGCACACGCGUACGACGACGCCAUUGUACCGGCCGGCGUGUUUCAAGAUUCAGACGGAAUCAUACGACGGAAACAUGCCGAACUACGGCAAAGAAAGACGUAAAAGCCGACAAGACGACUAUGAAGAUUGUGAUGACGACAAUAUCACGCAUAACCCGACGCACAUGUUGCAAAUGACGGCGGAGUUGGUGCCUAGAUACAGCGGGAGAGAUAAUACCUAUCCCGUGUCACGCUGGAUUGAAGACGUCGAGAGCAACGCGGAAAUAUUCGGUUGGUCUCCGUUGCAGCAGCUGCUGGUGGCACGAAGGUCACUGACGGACACUGCGCAGCUGUGGCUCAGAUCCGAACGUCCGUUUAAGAGCUGGGACGACUUGAAGGCCGCGAUAUCGAAAGAAUUCCCAGACACCGUGGACAUCAAAGCUAUUCACGAACAAAUGAGUGCUAGAAAGAAGCGGGUGGAUGAAACAUGCCUCGACUAUAUGCUGAUCAUGAAGGAGUUAGGCAAGCGUGGCAAGAUGCCGGACUACGUUGCGAUUAAAUACAUCGUUGACGGAAUCGUGGACGUAGAAACAAACAAGAUCAUGCUGUACGGUGUUACAACCUAUAACGACUUAAAGGAGAAGCUGAAAAUCUAUGAAACGAUAUCAAGAAAAAUGCAGAGUGCUGUGCAGCAGAGGCGUGCAGUGAGUACAAGCAAGCAGCAGAGUGAUCGACGAGGGUCGUGGAAGAUUCGGUGCUAUAGCUGUGGAGAGACUGGACAUGCAUCAACUGAUUGCCCGCAUAAAAGCAAAGGUAUGAAGUGCUUCAAGUGCAACCAAUUCGGCCAUGUUGGAUCGGCUUGCACUUCGACUGCGACGGCGAAUCGGAAGACUUCGGAGGAGUUCGGUAAAUCUCGGCAAGACGACCACAGACAAAAGAAGAGCGCUAUGUUCGCGGCUGACAUCACUCGAGACUGCGGCGCCUCCAGCGGUGAGCUAUGGAACGAACUACAAGACUACCAACAUCAUGACAAGAAGCGGACGAUGUUCACUACGUCAAACUCCAUAGAAGGCAGCGCCCCUAGCGGCUCCAGUACGAACGACGACGAACCAAAGAUGGCGACAUUUGUUUACGACGAGAUGUCAACAUUGUCAACCUCUCAGAUCAACAAAACGGAGGAGAAAAAGCCGGUUAUUGUGUUGACAAUGAAUGAAGUACCGCAAAAAGCGUUAGUUGACUCCGGCAGCGACGUGAAUAUCAUAUCAGAGGACGUUUACAUCGAGUUGGGAAAGCCCAAAUGUGAGAAAGAUGAUUUGGUGCUAUCUGGAAUUGGACAAGGAACAGUGCGUUCGUUGGGAAAGUGUCUCCUAAACCUGUCCCAUGAAAGAUCCAGCUUUGAGAGAGGAAGUCAUCGAGUGUAUACAGAAGUACAAACCGGAACAGACGGAGGAAGCACCACUGCAGCUCAAGAUUGUGCUUAAGGAUGAGGUACCUGUGGCACUACGACCGCGACGACUGGCACUUAAGGAGCAGGAGAUUGUGGAGGAACAGAUUGCAGAAUGGUUAGAAAAGGACAUAAUACGCGUAAGUCACUCUGAAUAUAGUAGUCCAUUGGUUUUGGUCAAGAAAAAAGAUAAUUCCAUUAGAGUUUGCGUUGACUAUAGGAUGUUGAACAGAAAGAUUAUGAAAGAUGAGUUUCCAUUACCAGUAAUUGAAGAUUUAAUAGAUAAAUUAAAAGAUGCCAAAGUGUUCAGCGUGUUAGAUUUAAAAAACGGGUUCUUUCACCUGAGAGUAAGUGAAGAGUCGGUAAAGUAUACAUCUUUUGUUACACACAAUGGACAAUAUGAGUUUUUAAGGGCUCCUUUCGGUUUGAGCAUUUGUCCGAAGUAUUUCAUGAGAUUUAUAACAAUAAUCUUCAGAGACCUAUUAGCGAAGGUAGAAGUAAUUAUAUUCAUUGACGAUUUGUUGAUUCCUGCAAAAGACGAAAUUCAAGCUGUGCAACGCCUUAAAAAUGUACUUAUGAUUUCAGAGCGAUAUGGGUUAGAAAUGAAUUGGAAAAAGGCAAAAUUGGUUUGCAGAGAAAUAGAAUAUUUGGGACACUUGGUUAAAGACGGAGAGGUGAGACCGACCACUGAGAAGAUAGAUGCAGUGAUGAGAUAUCCAAAGCCAGCAACAACAAGGCAAGUUCGCAGUUUUCUUGGUCUAACCUCAUAUUUCCGAAAAUAUAUAAAAGAUUAUGCACAGAUAGCUAAACCACUAACAGAUUUAUUAAAGAAGGACAUUUUGUUUCAAUUUGGUGAUAAAGAGAUAAUAGCAUUUGCGACUUUGAAGCGAAAGUUAAGUGAUUCUCCAGUACUAAAGAUUUAUGACUCAAACCUACCUACUGAAUUGCAUACAGAUGCAUCAGCUGUUGCCUAU
Molecule: messenger RNA, 2682 nt
Organism: Ostrinia nubilalis (European corn borer)
Lineage: Eukaryota; Metazoa; Arthropoda; Insecta; Lepidoptera; Crambidae
Exons: 2
Coding region: 360-1745 (461 amino acids)
Biological process (GO): proteolysis
Molecular function (GO): aspartic-type endopeptidase activity; nucleic acid binding; zinc ion binding
Source: RefSeq, a predicted model, not a curated record